Messenger RNA from Dermacentor albipictus, 1107 nucleotides. RefSeq names its product polyhomeotic-like protein 2. Gene Ontology annotation, biological process: negative regulation of DNA-templated transcription. Gene Ontology annotation, cellular component: PRC1 complex; nucleus. Gene Ontology annotation, molecular function: chromatin binding; histone binding. The record is from RefSeq and is a predicted model, not a curated record. NCBI's taxonomy places the organism in Eukaryota, Metazoa, Arthropoda, Arachnida, Ixodida, Ixodidae.
AUGGACUCCAUGCGGAGGCGCGAAAAGCACCGGCGCGGCCAGCGCAACGAAACUGCGACGACGAGGGGCACCGUGACCCGUGGAACAACGCGGCGGCGACGUGGCGGACGGCGACAUGGCCCUCGCGUGGGGUCUCGCAUGAGCGCCGAGCGCUGGCUCAGCACCCUGCCUCCCGUGACCAAAGUGAACCUGUCGGAACUCUUCGACCACGUGCCCAAACUGUCGUCCCAGGCGGGCGUCAUGACUCACGUCAUCGCGGGAAACGUCGUGCAAGAGUCGACCGAACCGUUCUCGGUCGGUUUGUGGAGACGAAGCUCUCCGGACUCCGGACAGGCUACCCGUCACGUGUUCCCGGAGCUGGAGGUGUCGCGGCGGGCUUCCCCGGAGGUUCCGGAUCCUCGUCCGGCAUUCGAAAGUAAGAAUGACGCGCCGGCCGACGUCGACCUCGCUUCGAAUCGGGAUGCGGCGGCUACGACGUCUGCUGCGGCCGGUGAGUCGAGCUUCGAACACGAGCUGGCCCCAAGUGAGACACUACCGCCGCCAACGCCGUGUGUCGCGAGCCCGAAGCACGACCCGGCUCCGACCGUUGUGUGCGCGUGCAGACGUCAACCUGCCGCCCCUGAAUAUUGCGCUCCCGUCCUGACCUCGUCAUCGAUCUCGGCUUCGUAUCCGGUCCCGGUUCCGAACGUGGCUUCGCACUCUGCGCGUGAGACAACUGGUUGCGGGGACGUGGCCAUGGAAGAAAUGAGCGCAUCAGCGCGGUUCCCGACUCGGAUUCCGGCCGCAAACGCAGCGUGGACUACGCCGGCGCCGAACCCUGCCGGGCAGCCUGCUUCGCAGGCGCAGGAUCUCGCGCCGCUGCUGCAGCCAUCGGCAUUGCCGGGAAAGGAUCCGAGUAGCUGGACGGUGGACGACGUCGUGCAAUACAUCAGUGGGCUCCCGGGUUGCGAGCGAUUCGCCGGAGUGUUCCGUGAGCAGGAGGUGGACGGCAGAGCCUUGCUUCUGCUGAAGAGUCGUCACCUGCACGUCAACAUGAAGCUCCGUCUGGGUCCGGCAUUGAAGAUAUUGGACGACGUACGCUCACUUCGCGGGAAUCUAGCGCAGUGA